GUGUGUUAUUGUGUUAAAUUCCUAGCCAGCAUGAGCCAGAGAAAACCCAGCUCCAGCCGCUUCACAAUCUGAAGAAGGAAGUCAAGUCUGCAAGUCUUCCUUUGGACUAGAGAUACUUGCGUCUUUUUGGAUUCUGCUUCCCUGCAGUGAAAGAGAAAGAAAAGACUGCAGAUUGCCAGAUUUGAUUUGCACAUGAGGAAGUUCAUACAGCUGCUUCGAGUAGCAGUGAGAAGUUUCUUUUUGCAGCGGUGGAUGUUUGGAAGAUGUACUCAGUCCUUGUAAGAAUAUUCUUAGCAGUCAUGCAGUGACAAUAAUACACACAAAUGGACUUCCUAAUUUAUUCAGUAAUAUCAUCUCACAGCAGCAUACUUGGAAAAGGACAGUAUUAAAUCUUAUGACAGAAGAACAGUACCACAACUGAAAGAUCCCUGCCCUAAAGAAUUAAGGAAAUCUGAACAUUUUUGAUAAAGAGUCUACUCUACCACUGACGAUUCUAUUGUCUACUAUUUGACACACAAAAAAGGUUAAAAAGGUCCUGCCUCUCAAGAUGUCAAAUAAGGAGGAAAAUGCCGAGAACGGAAAAAAGAAGGAAGGCCUUUUUGAAUUUUAUGACUCAUUCCAGGAGCUGUUUGAGUUCUUUUGUAUAAAUACUACCAUCCAUGGAACCAUCCGUAUGGUCUGCUCAAAACACAACAAUAUGAAAACUGCGUUCUGGACCAUCCUUUUUAUAGCCACUUUUGGCAUAAUGUACUGGCAAUUUGGCCUUCUUCUUGACCAGUAUUACAGCUUCCCUGUCAGUAUUACUAUGGCUGUCAACUAUGAUAAACUUGUUUUUCCAGCAGUUACUGUCUGUACCUUAAAUCCAUACAGGUAUAAUGCUGUUAGCACUGAACUUGCAAAUCUGGACUGCUACACAGAACAGCUCCUCUCGACCUUGUACCAUUAUACACCUGCAAACAGUAACCAAUCAGCUUGCAACAAUACCUCUAACAAGCAGGACUCUAAUAAUAAAUACAUCCCAUUAGAAUUCUUGACUUACAAUGACACACAGUCUGGUUAUCCUUUUAAAGGAACCACAAAUGGCAGUUCUUCUUUUAACAACAGUGAAUUCUACAGAGUUGGGUUCAAAGUGUGCAAUGAUACAGAUGGAGACUGUUUUUAUCAGAUAUACUCAUCAGGUGUCGAUGCUUUGAGGGAGUGGUACAAAUAUCAGUAUGUAAAUAUUAUGGGGAAUGCCCCCUUGUCAACUUACCAGGAGGAUAACCCUCAAAUCAGUAACUUUGUCUAUGCCUGUGAAUUCAACAAGAUAUCGUGUGGUUCUGGGAACUACACCCAAUUCAAUCACCCGCAGUAUGGCAGCUGCUACACCUUCAAUGAUGGAGAUGACAACAAUCCUUGGAUUUCAUUCUCCCCUGGAGUUGAAAGUGGGCUGUCCUUGGUGCUGCGAACUGAACAGAAUGACUUCCUCCCAUACCUUUCCAAUGUUGCUGGAGCCCGUGUUAUGGUGCAUGACCAGAAUCAGCCAGUCUUCAUGGAAGACAGUGGCUUUGACAUCAGACCUGGUGUAGAGACAUCUAUCGGGAUAAAAAAGGAGAUUAUCAGCCGCUUAGGUGGGGUGUACGGAAACUGUACAGCUGAUGGGAGUGACAUCAAUGUAGAGAACCUAUACAACUCUGACUACACCCAACAGGCAUGUAUCCGUUCCUGUUUCCAGGCUACUAUUGUUGAGAGAUGUGGUUGUGGAUACUACUUUUACCCCCUACCUGCUGGAGCCACAUACUGCACUAACACCAAGCAUAGAGGAUGGGGGUAUUGUUAUUACAAACUCUACAAAGCAUUUGCUGCAGAUGAACUUGGCUGUUUCAAAAGAUGUCCUAAACCAUGCAUAGUGGCAGAAUAUGUAAAGACAGCUGGAUAUUCAAAAUGGCCGUCUUCUUCAUCCGAGACCUGGAUUGCAAAGGUUCUAUCACAAGAAUCUCCAUACAGCACAUCUGCCAGAAAAGUUAUUGCGAAGCUGAAUAUCUACUUCUAUGAAUUGAGCUAUAAAACAACAGGGGAAUCUCCCUCAUUUAACGUCGUGACCUUGCUAUCUAACAUGGGCAGCCAAUGGAGUUUGUGGUUUGGCUCCUCAGUCCUUUCUGUAGUAGAGAUGGGUGAACUGGUAAUCGAUCUCAUUGCCGUCGGCAUCAUUGUACUGAGACGCCGGCAGAGAGAGAAAACGAAGGCCACAGAUGACACAGAGGAUAAUUCUCCUUCAGAGACUUAUGUACAUCCAAGGCAGGAGAACAGUGACAAUGAACAUAGAGAAAGAGCACCAAACCGCAUUGAAGUGGUUGCAGAGAUCAGUCCACCACCUGCAUAUGACUCUUUGGCGCUGGAUACACCUGUGGCUUGUUCAGCAGAUUGCAGCUGUACUCGACGAAUGAGCCAGACUAGUAUUAAAAGUCACACAUCAGGCAGUAGUAAUACAGAGGAAGCAACCGCAGAGGGGCCAACUGCCCUCUAGACGGCUUAUGUGCCUUAAUGGUCAGUACUCAAAUUUAAGUGGACUCUUCUCAGAUGUUUUAUUAAACAUCAGAAAAAACUGAGCCCUUACCAAAUAUGUGCCACUCAGGGUUGUUAAUAUGAAGGGAAAUGCACUCAUGCUACUACCCUCAUAAGGCAUUCAAACUGUCCAAAUUUAGGCAAGCUGUGAUGUAUAAUAAAUCAAAGUUUGUCAGAGACAUGAGAAAAGCACAUACUUUAAUUUUUUUUCAGAAGCCAAAUAUUUGCCUUUUCUCUGAGUAAUGAUAGUCUUGAGGUUAUUAUCUUAAGUAGUGGGAGUUCAGAAAUGCAAGAGACUCACCCCACAUAACAAUAAAUAAAUAUAAAUGUGCAUUUGUGAUCUUUCAGUCACAGUUUUGUAGAUCCAAGUCAUAAUGUGCAAUAUUUUUUGAGAGAGCUACAAUAUCUGCCUGAAUGUUAUCUCUAACUGCGACUUUAAAAGAGAUGGUCUGUACUGCUGUUCUAACUGAGCCAUUAUUGCUUUUACGAGAAACAUGGAAGUCAGACUUUUGUUUAAAUAUUUUUUGUCUAUUCAGUCUUGUAUCAAUUUCUUAUCAAUAUAACUGUUGACUGAUGGAGUGGCAGGGGAAAGGAUGGGCGGGCACUUACUCAUAUGCUCCCUAAGGGGAGGCGUGGUCCAAAGAAGGGUGUUGCCCUCGGAUGUAAUCUAUGAGCAUGGUGAGUGGGGAAAGAGAGUGAGUAGGUCAUUAAAAAAAUGCCCCCCAGAUGGAAGCACAGCUGAAACCCCAGGACACCUUCAAGAUCCAUGAACAGCUCCCAUCAAUAAUGGAGUAAGCUGGGGGGAGGUUGGAAAGUAGCUGGUAGACCUGCUGUGGACUUUAGCUAGUGGGACCAGGCCAGUAAACACGAGGUCUGACAUUGAUAUUUCCAUGAAAACAGAAUCCACUCUCAUGGGUGUAAAGUCUUUUCAUUGCCUAAGUCUUUUUGUCAUAAUAUUGUGUUUAUGUCAUAAUUCUUAAUGAACCAUGAUGCUUUGUAAUAAACAGUGCAUCAUAACAGUGCUGUAGGGAGACAAGAAAAGGGUGACUAAACUACCAAAGCAGCUCACAUUAAAAACAAAGUGACAAAAUAUUAAACUUAAAGAAGCAGAAUCUACUAAUACUCUUCUAACAAAAUGUAUACAAAGCAUGAUGAAAAUGAGGAAGCAACAUGCCUAAAACUAAAAGUAUACUCUUUAUAGUUAAACAGAGGCACAAAAUGGCUGAACUGACAUUUUCUCAACAUAGUCAGACUUUGCAAUUUUAGUAAGCAUUUGUUACAUCUGAAGAACACGUUUGCCCACUAGUGCAGAAAUUAGAUGCCCGAUGGCAAUUUCAGCACCCCUGGUUUAGUGAUGGAUUUAGGUUAACAAAAAGUGGAACAAGUCAUGAAGGAUUGUGCACACAGUGGACUGUUCUGGUUUCCAGGAAAUGUGGUUGGGAAAGGUCACUGCUAAAUUGACAGUUGACAUAGGCCAGGACAAGUUUCAGCUCAUUUGUAUGGAAAAAGAACAUAUGCCUUCAUUGCAAGCAACAGUGCAUGCAGUUCAGCAAAUUAAUGUACAUCAAGCUCCGAGAUUAAAAAGGGGACAGCAUUUCUGACAAAAGUAAGAUGAUAACAGGAUAAUACAUCACUUUAACUGCUGAUAUUCCUGUCCCUUGCUAGGCUUAGCAGAGGAACCUAUCCACUGUUAUCUGACUCACCAUACCAUGCCUUAAUGGCAUAACCCAGACACCUGGCAAGCAGGUUAAUGAGGGGGUAGUUUGCUUGUA
Messenger RNA from Protopterus annectens (West African lungfish), 4316 nucleotides. It is a transcript of the gene SCNN1A, whose product is annotated as sodium channel epithelial 1 subunit alpha. Gene Ontology annotation, cellular component: membrane. The coding region runs from base 548 to 2506 and encodes 652 amino acids. The transcript is spliced from 15 exons. The record is from RefSeq and is a predicted model, not a curated record. Gene Ontology annotation, biological process: sodium ion transmembrane transport. Gene Ontology annotation, molecular function: ligand-gated sodium channel activity. NCBI's taxonomy places the organism in Eukaryota, Metazoa, Chordata, Ceratodontiformes, Protopteridae.